Cantharellus anzutake is the source of this 381-nucleotide messenger RNA. RefSeq lists its product as uncharacterized. The record is from RefSeq and is a predicted model, not a curated record. The transcript has a single exon. The coding region runs from base 1 to 381 and encodes 126 amino acids. NCBI's taxonomy places the organism in Eukaryota, Fungi, Basidiomycota, Agaricomycetes, Cantharellales, Hydnaceae.
AUGGAUACGCCCACGGAGGACGUAGACGGACAGAUUGAAGGUCUUUCCCGAGAUGAACAUGUGCUAAAAAGCAUUGCGGAAUUCAUCAGCCGCCCUUCCGAGAAAUCCUCUUUACGCAUCCUACACAUCUAUUCCCUUCGCAUCUCUGGCAACCUACAGUUAAUGGAGGUGUUGAAGGCAGUCCCCAGUCUUCACACUCUCGACCGUUGUAAUGUUGCAGUUGGAGAUGAUGAUGUUUUGGGAUCUCUUUCCAGCAUCGUCAGCGGGGCACCUCCCGUCUGCCUCGGUCCAUCACCGACUAACAUCGUUUGGCCAGUUCCACCCGAAGAUCGUCCCGAUUUGUCCAUCACUCCAAGUUCUCAAGCUUUUGCAGGUUCAUGA